GGGACGGCGCCGGACGUGACGCAGAGGCCCGCAGGUCCCGCGGUCAGGCCGAAGGACAGGAUCGGGCCACAUGUGGUCCUGGCUCCUGCCGGCCGGAGUCCCCGGUUGCUCGGAACCCAGGAGACCUUAGCAGCACCGCCAGGCCUCCUUCCGGAGUGCAGUAAUGUCUGGUAAUGGCGACGCGGCUGCAACGGCGAAAGAAAACGGCUCAAGGAUGAGAGUGAUUCGAGUGGGUACCCGUAAAAGCCAGCUGGCCCGCAUACAGACGGACAGUGUCGUGGCAGCCCUGAAAGCCUUAUACCCUGGCCUGCAGUUUGAGAUUGUUGCCAUGUCAACCACAGGGGACAAGAUUCUUGACACUGCACUGUCCAAGAUUGGAGAGAAGAGCCUGUUUACCAAGGAGCUAGAAAAUGCCCUGGAGAGAAAUGAAGUGGACCUGGUCGUUCACUCCCUGAAGGACCUGCCUACCGUGCUACCUCCUGGCUUCACCAUUGGAGCCAUCUGCAAGAGGGAAAGCCCCUACGAUGCUGUUGUCUUUCACCCCAAAUUUGUGGGGAAGACUUUAGAAACCUUGCCAGAGAAGAGUGUGGUGGGGACCAGCUCCCUGCGGAGAGCAGCCCAGCUGCAGAGAAAGUUCCCGCAUCUGGAGUUCAAGAGCAUUCGGGGGAACCUCAACACGAGGCUGCGGAAGCUGGAUGAGCAGCAGGAGUUCAGUGCCAUCAUCCUGGCUGUCGCUGGCCUGCAGCGCCUGGGUUGGCAGAACAGAGUGGGGCAGAUCCUGCGCCCUGAGGACUGUAUGUAUGCUGUGGGCCAGGGGGCCCUGGGCGUGGAAGUCCGAGCCAAGGACCAGGACAUCUUGAAACUAGUGGGUGUGUUGCAUGAUCAUGAGACCGUGCUUUGUUGCAUCGCUGAAAGGGCUUUCCUGAGGCACUUGGAAGGAGGCUGCAGUGUGCCUGUGGCCGUGCACACCGUGAUGAAGGAUGGGCAGCUGUACUUGACUGGAGGAGUCUGGAGUCUGGAUGGCUCUGAUAGCAUGCAAGAGACCAUGCAGGCCACCAUCCCCGUUCCUGUGCAGAUCCCACCUCCUACCCUUGUGCAGCACGAAGAUGGCCCAGAGGAUGACCCCCAGCUGGUAGGCAUCACUGCCCGGAACAUUCCAAGAGGAGCCCAGCUGGCUGCGGAGAACUUGGGCAUCAGCCUGGCCAACUUGUUGCUAAGCAAAGGAGCCAAGGACAUCCUGGAGGUUGCGCGGCAGCUUAAUGAUGCCCACUGACUGCUGUGAGGGGCACAGGUGCCUGGGCCACUUCCUGUGCCCACCUCAAGCCUUCAGUUCCUUGUGCUCACUGGGGAGUGAUUACCCCAAACUGCAGGAUCCGAGACUGCAGCACGUGCCAGCUGCCUUGCCUGCUUCCUCUCUAGAGAACAGUAAAAUCAGUCUUUGAAUGUAACCAACUCUGAAGAUGAUUUUGGGAGGGUUGGAGUGAAGACAUGAAUAAACACAAAACCCUUUAA
Cavia porcellus (domestic guinea pig) is the source of this 1512-nucleotide messenger RNA. It is a transcript of the gene Hmbs, whose product is annotated as hydroxymethylbilane synthase. Gene Ontology annotation, molecular function: hydroxymethylbilane synthase activity. The record is from RefSeq and is a predicted model, not a curated record. Gene Ontology annotation, biological process: heme biosynthetic process. The transcript has 14 exons. NCBI's taxonomy places the organism in Eukaryota, Metazoa, Chordata, Mammalia, Rodentia, Caviidae. The coding region runs from base 164 to 1273 and encodes 369 amino acids. Gene Ontology annotation, cellular component: cytoplasm.